GAGAAAUCAAGGAGAUUCGCUGAAACCAUAGAAACGAACAGGAAGUUUACUGCCACGGUAUCUCAAACGAUCACGAAGAUUGUUAGCAUUUUGGACAUUACAUUGCGUGAAAGUCUAAACUCAGGAGGGCAUUGGGAAGAUAUAUAAUAAGAUCAGAAACUGAGUGUUAUUUAACGUGUUUUGGUGGCGUAGUUUAGCGUUGCCAGAGCUUCUUUAGUCGAAGCUAGCUGGGCAGCUAAUGCUCGGCUGCUCUUCAGUGGACAUGUUCAAAGCAAAAAUACUCUUUAUUGGACCCAGUGAGAGUGGGAAAACGGCUCUUGCAAAUUUCCUCUCAGGCACAACGGAGAAUGUGGGAGGUGAAUACAGACCUACUCAGGGAGUAAGGAUACUGGAGUUUGAAUCACAACCUGAAGGCAGUGGUGAAAGCAUGGCAUGUGAGGUUGAACUCUGGGACUGUUCAGGAGAAUUUAAAUUUGAAUCAUGCUGGCCUGCACUGAUGAAAGACUCCAGCGGCGUGGUGAUCAUUUUCAAUCCAGAUGUUCCUAGUCACCUCAAAGAAAUAGAGACAUGGCAUUCGAUGUUUAUCGCCUCUCAGAGCCUGCAGGAAAACCAGUGUCUGCUCAUAGCUCACCACAAGCCUGGCAGUGGAGUAGAAGAAGGACGGCUGCCAUUAGCCUCGCAUCUCAGCAGACUGCCACUCAUUCACUCCAACCUGGAGGAGGAACCGGAGGAUGUGAGGCGAGCUUUCUGGAGAUACUUGGGAAAUGUUAUUAAUACAAUGUCGGAAAGUCGAGAGCGAGAGGAGAUGUCUAUUAUUACUUAGAACCAAAAUAAAAUAUGCAGCUUAAUGGGGAGGAGUUUUUGUGUAUCGGCAAUCUCUGUUUGAGUAAGACUCAUGAACAUUUUUUAUUGUCAUUAAUUAUUCAUCUUUGCUGUCGUUUAGUCAUUUUCUCAAACCCUUUGCAAACUUUAAUGUUUUUGUUCAGUUUUGGUUUAUUACAUCAUCUGUAAGUCUUUUGUUAAUAAAAUAUGAACUAUU
Messenger RNA from Acanthopagrus latus (yellowfin seabream), 1039 nucleotides. It is a transcript of the gene ift22, whose product is annotated as intraflagellar transport 22 homolog (Chlamydomonas). The transcript is spliced from 5 exons. Gene Ontology annotation, cellular component: endomembrane system. Bases 239 to 823 code for a protein of 194 amino acids. The record is from RefSeq and is a predicted model, not a curated record. Gene Ontology annotation, molecular function: GTPase activity. Lineage: Eukaryota; Metazoa; Chordata; Actinopteri; Spariformes; Sparidae. Gene Ontology annotation, biological process: intracellular protein transport.